GUGGUAAUACUUUUACUUACACAUUAUUAUCAUCUAAGUUUAAUCCUACUUCGGCCUUUAGCUUCCAGUCUGGUGAUCGGUAUUGGAGUUCUGUCCUAGAAAAAAAUAUUAGAAAUUUUACUGGGUCACUUCCUAAGACAGAGCUUGAUAU
Messenger RNA from Racocetra persica, 151 nucleotides. The record is from the annotation of a GenBank genome assembly. NCBI's taxonomy places the organism in Eukaryota, Fungi, Glomeromycota, Glomeromycetes, Diversisporales, Gigasporaceae.